AUGCCACCGCCACCGCCUCCGCCUCCUCUCACUCCUUAUUGCCGCCGCUGCCCUCCCCCACACCUCCCUCCGCCUCCUCCUUCUUCCCCAAACCACUUCCUCCUCCACUACCUCCAUCAGCUAGACCACCAAGAAGCCGCCGCCGCCGCCAUGGUCCGCAAGCGCCCCGCGUCCGACAUGGACCUCCCGCCGCCGCGCCGCCACGUCACGGGCGACCUCUCCGACGUCACGGCGGCCGCUGCCGCCGGUGUUGGUGGUAGUGGCGCGCCGUCCUCCGCCAGCGCGCAGCUGCCCGCGCUGCCCACCCAGCUCCACCAGCUGCCCCCCGCGUUCCAGCACCACGCGCCGGAGGUGGACGUGCCCGCGCACCCGGCCCCGGCCGCCCACGCGCAGGCGGGCGGCGAGGCAACCGCGUCCACGACCGCGUGGGUGGACGGCAUCAUCCGCGACAUCAUCGGGAGCAGCGGCGGCGCCGCGGUCUCCAUCACGCAGCUCAUCCACAACGUCCGCGAGAUCAUCCACCCCUGCAACCCCGGCCUCGCGUCGCUCCUGGAGCUCCGCCUCCGCUCCCUCCUCGCAGCCGACCCGGCCCCACUGCCGCCGCCGCCGCAGCCGCAGCAGCAUGCUCUCCUGCACGGCGCUCCGGCCGCCGCUCCCGCGGGGCUGACGCUCCCUCCCCCGCCACCGCUUCCGGACAAGCGCCGCCACGAGCAUCCACCGCCGUGCCAGCAGCAACAGCAGGAGGAACCGCAUCCGGCGCCGCAGUCGCCCAAGGCCCCGACCGCGGAAGAGACCGCAGCGGCGGCCGCCGCCGCACAAGCAGCAGCUGCUGCGGCCGCCAAGGAGCGGAAGGAGGAGCAGCGGCGGAAGCAGCGCGACGAGGAGGGCCUCCACCUGCUGACGCUGCUGCUGCAGUGCGCCGAGGCCGUGAACGCGGACAACCUGGACGACGCGCACCAGACGCUGCUGGAGAUCGCGGAGCUAGCGACGCCGUUCGGCACCUCGACGCAGCGCGUGGCCGCCUACUUCGCGGAGGCCAUGUCGGCGCGGCUCGUCAGCUCCUGCCUGGGCCUGUACGCGCCGCUGCCGCCGGGCUCCCCCGCCGCGGCGCGCCUCCACGGCCGCGUCGCCGCCGCGUUCCAGGUGUUCAACGGCAUCAGCCCCUUCGUCAAGUUCUCGCACUUCACCGCCAACCAGGCCAUCCAGGAGGCGUUCGAGCGGGAGGAGCGCGUGCACAUCAUCGACCUCGACAUCAUGCAGGGGCUGCAGUGGCCGGGGCUCUUCCACAUCCUUGCCUCCCGCCCCGGGGGCCCGCCCAGGGUGAGGCUCACCGGCCUCGGGGCGUCCAUGGAGGCGCUCGAGGCCACGGGGAAGCGCCUCUCCGAUUUCGCCGACACGCUCGGCCUGCCCUUCGAGUUCUGCGCCGUCGCCGAGAAGGCCGGCAAUGUUGACCCGGAGAAGCUAGGGGUCACGAGGCGGGAGGCCGUCGCCGUCCACUGGCUGCACCACUCGCUCUACGACGUCACUGGCUCCGACUCCAACACGCUCUGGCUCAUCCAAAGGCUGGCCCCCAAGGUGGUGACAAUGGUGGAGCAGGACCUGAGCCACUCGGGCUCCUUCCUGGCGCGCUUCGUGGAGGCCAUCCACUACUACUCGGCGCUGUUCGACUCGCUGGACGCGAGCUACGGCGAGGACAGCCCCGAGCGGCACGUCGUGGAGCAGCAGCUGCUGUCGCGGGAGAUCCGCAACGUGCUGGCCGUGGGCGGGCCGGCCCGCACCGGCGACGUCAAGUUCGGCAGCUGGCGCGAGAAGCUGGCGCAGUCCGGGUUCCGCGCCGCCUCGCUCGCCGGCAGCGCCGCGGCGCAGGCGUCCCUGCUGCUCGGCAUGUUCCCCUCCGACGGGUACACGCUGGUGGAGGAGAACGGCGCGCUGAAGCUCGGGUGGAAGGACCUCUGCCUGCUCACCGCGUCGGCCUGGCGCCCCAUCCAGGUGCCGCCGUGCCGUUGA
Messenger RNA from Zea mays, 2007 nucleotides. RefSeq names its product Protein SCARECROW (gene SCR). The record is from RefSeq and is marked provisional. The transcript has 2 exons. Lineage: Eukaryota; Viridiplantae; Streptophyta; Magnoliopsida; Poales; Poaceae. Bases 1 to 2007 code for a protein of 668 amino acids.